UAAGAGCCUCACUGUCGCCUUGGUUACAUCCAGUAGCUAACACAGAUCUUUACUGUCCUUAGCAUCUUAACAUCUGGGAGUUCAAGCAUUGCAGGCUUACUGUUCUCUUCGCCCUGGACAAACUGUGAGUCGUCUCUGACAGUUUAAAAAAAUGAGUGGGAGCAGUGACAACACCAAGCCUGUGACCUGCACAGUCAAACCUCCAGUCCAGCUGCAGCUCAGAGACACCAACACAGACACAGCCCCUUCUGGUGUUUGUGUUGUAGAUGUCAGCCUCCCCUUUGGAAAGCCUGUCAGUAUUGAAGAAAUCACCUUUAAGAACUACUACACAGCCUAUGUGACUGUGCGUUUGUUGAGGAGGAGCCCCGGGCAGGAGGCCCCCGCUAAGUGGUGCACUGCUCUGAGAGAUCUGCGUCUGAUGGACAACCCCCACACCGAGGGGGGCUCCCAGGACUACUACUCCAUUCACAGGACACAAAUGCUGGUGGAGCCGGAUUGUGUGGUGUUGGUGCGACUGAUCCUGAGACAACCGUCCUCUGCCUGGCUCACCUUCAGCCUCGAAGAGAUCAGAAUAUACCCUCACCUAGAGCCGGAGCCAGAGAAGGAGGUUUCUGAUUGGCUGUCAGACCUGACCCUGGUUGACCAACACCCUGAUCUGGAGGGCCUCCCAGACCCCCAGACUGUAUCAUCCAGUAUCCAGCAAAUGUGGGCUCUGACAGAGGUCAUGCAGACCAGCCAGACUACAGCCUCCGUUGGACGAUUUGAGGUAGACGGAUGCUACGAUAUCAGCCUGCUCUCCCUGAUGUAACAUGGCCGUUGGUCUGAUGAAGCUCACAUUACGGAAGCCUGGAAGACCACAGUUCAGCAGUGAAAGGAGUAGCACUGAAGACCAUUCAAUAUGAUCCCAUCUGCUUUGGAGCCAUUGUGACAGUGCACAUCACAAUGUGCAAUGCUGCUUUCCUUUUUACUUUAACACUGGCUAAUGAGAGAAUCAUAGUUAACCAUAAUUUAAUUUAUUGUGCCAUGGACAUAAGCCUGUACUAGGGUGUGUGGUCUGUGUAAUACGUUUGUCACUGAAUGUUCAGUGUGAACUGCACUUGUAACUACCCAAGCUGCUGUAUUUAUUGAGCUAAAAGCUCAAAUCCUGGAUAAUGUGUGGUACUGUGAUACUGUAACAGUAUUAUUGGCUAGUAUCAGUAUUUUGCUAUAACCUACUGAUACCACUGGACACCUUCUCCCUGGAGCCGGCUGACUUGUGCAGAGGUCCAGCAGGACAAGCUGGAGCAGGUUUUAACUGGUUCUGUUCACUAAAUGCACAUCAAACUGUCCCGUACCAGACUGGGACAUACUCAGAAAUAUUGUAUGUGUUGACUGUGGAGCACUUGGGGGCAGUAGUGCAUUAUUAAAGAGCUGUGCGUGUACAACAUCUAUCUGUGUGAGCACUCAUUUAGAUUAAAGUGGACAUUUUUGGAAAGUGAGAACACUGUGGCCCAACCUCACUUCUUCAAAUGGCUGUUGAGGACAAACUCGGUUUAGGUGAAGGUCAGGGUAACCAUCAAAUCCACAUUAACGUUAGAGUCAGGAGCUAAGAAAUGUAUUGGGUCUUACAUUUAUCAUUUAUUUGGACAAAGUACAUUUAUUUAAGUACAAACAUGAGUUUAAGUGUCUGAACAUGUUGUGAUCUAGCUGUAAAAACUGGUAUUCAUGACAGAGCAGUUAUCAAACAAUAUAAACUUAGGGAAUAUUGUACAGAGGCUGGAAUAUACUCCAGAGGUCCUUCUAAGAAUAUAUAAGCCAGUGUUCUUGUUUUACUUGGUGUUCAGAAGAAAAUCGUUUUCACCAGUUUCCUUCAACGGUACAGUCUACAGGUGUUUUUAUUUCUUGUUUUACAAUAUGAGUAAAGAACAUCUUUACUCAUAUUGUGAACGGUGUAUGAGUGGGAGAUUGCCUUGUAUAGCGCUGUUCUCUGCAUUGCUGCAAUAUUUGCCCAUUCACACUCCCAAGCACACACACCAGUCACAUCACCAGGAGCAACUGGGGGCGUCAGUGUCUUGCUCCAGGACACCUCAACAUAUGAACUGGAGAAGCUGGGAGUCAAACCACCAACCUUCCAGUUGGAAAACAACCUGCUCUACCUCCUGAGUCACAGCCGCCCUGUGUCACUGGAUAUGCCAUCCCUGGAGAGACAACCUGACGGUACCUACAAGUAUGUUAGACAGUUGGGAGGACCCCACAUGCAGUACUACACCCCAGGACAGCAGCAGCUCUGGUUAUACCACUGACUGUAAAAACAAUGGAAAGGCUGACAGCUCCCAGACCCAAUCACCCCCAGGUGGCUGGAUGCAGUACAGGUCAUAAACCCCGUCUCCUCCAUGUUAUUAUCAGGCUGAUGUAAACAGAGGUGUGUUUCAGUUGGUUUGACAGCUUUGAUUGGUGGCCUGAUGCUGUCACUCCACUUCUGGUUGCUACUAAGCACAAUCUGGUUGCAAAAAAGCUCAAUUGCAGCUGCUGGAUUCAUGAUGGUUUGGCUUCAGUUUGCAUAGUGGAAGGAAGUGGUGAUGUCAUGUCCAUUGUAUGCUGUGCCCCAUGUUCCAGGCCGAGCAGAACAUCAGUCUGAGCCUGGCGGUUCGUCCCUGAUGUGUGCUCAAGUCUGUUUUGAAAAUACUGCUGAAGACAAAUGUUUUCACUGAUAUGUUCGCUAGCAACAUAAUUGUGACUUGCCAGAUAUGUCAAUUACCAAGAUUUCCUCAGUCUGUUAAUAGAAAACAUGAUCUGGUCACAGUGGUGUUUCCUCACAGACAUACUGGAUGACAGCGAGUUGUAUAUGAGCAUCGUUUCUAAGGGACAGGGUGGAUUUUAAUCCACUCUGUCAUUAGGAUUUCCCUUUCACUCACAUCACCUCCCAGUGUCCCACUGGAUCUCCCCUUGUAUUUUAUUUUAUUUCCCUCUAGCAUUUUUGGUCAGUCUUUCCUCUUCUCCUGUCCUGCUGUGUGCCUGUAAACUCCACCAACACAUUAAAUGUGAUACACA
Messenger RNA from Monopterus albus (swamp eel), 3030 nucleotides. It is a transcript of the gene nicn1, whose product is annotated as nicolin 1. The coding region runs from base 152 to 808 and encodes 218 amino acids. NCBI's taxonomy places the organism in Eukaryota, Metazoa, Chordata, Actinopteri, Synbranchiformes, Synbranchidae. Gene Ontology annotation, cellular component: nucleoplasm. The transcript is spliced from 7 exons. The record is from RefSeq and is a predicted model, not a curated record.